Molecule: messenger RNA, 6814 nt
Organism: Anolis carolinensis (green anole)
Lineage: Eukaryota; Metazoa; Chordata; Lepidosauria; Squamata; Anolidae
Gene: hmx3
Product: H6 family homeobox 3
Exons: 2
Coding region: 326-1387 (353 amino acids)
Biological process (GO): regulation of transcription by RNA polymerase II
Cellular component (GO): nucleus
Molecular function (GO): RNA polymerase II transcription regulatory region sequence-specific DNA binding; DNA-binding transcription factor activity, RNA polymerase II-specific
Source: RefSeq, a predicted model, not a curated record
CGAAGGGGGGCGUGGAGAUGGCGGGGUAGGGAAACACACACACGGGCGGGGCGGGGGGGGGGAGGCUGCUGCCUGGCCUCCCUCUCUCCCUCUCUCUCUUUCCUCCUUCCCCUCCCUCCUUCCUUCUCUCGCUUUCUCUAUCUCCCUCGCUUUCUCUAGCCCGGCUGCCGAACGUGAAUCCGAACGUUUUGGUGGGAGAAAGCGUUGAAGACGCCCUCUAGUCUCUCCCGCCGGACCUCCCAAGCUUUCUCGAUGUUGCCGGCUAAUUGGGAGCCACUCCGGAGCCCGGUGUGAACGCCACGCAAGGAGGGAGGGAAAGAGGAAGAUGCCGGAGACCGGACCCGACGCCCCCAGCCCGCCGGCUUCGCAGCCCCAGCAGCAGCCUCCUCCUCCGCCUCCUCCGCCUCCGCCGCCGCCUAAAGAGUCUCCCUUCUCCAUCAAGAACUUGCUCAAUGGGGACCCGCACCCCAAGGCGGCGCCCAAGCAGCCCCGGGCGCUCUUCCCGCCGGUGGCCAAAGGCGCGCUGGAAGGGGCCGGCUUCGCGCUCUCCCCCGUCGCCGACCUCGCCUUCCCCCGCUUCGAGAUCCCGGCGCAGAGGUUCGCCUUGCCCGCCCACUACCUGGAGAGGAGCCCGGCCUGGUGGUAUCCCUACAGCCUGAGCCCCGCCGGAGGACACCUGCCCAGGACGGAAGUGUCGCUGGAGAAAUCCCUGCGGAGAGACUCUUCCCCGGCUUCGGGAGGCACUGACAGGGACUCUCCGGACGAGGCCUUGGCGAAGGCGGAGCGGGAGGCGAAGGACUUGCUGGACUCCAAGAGCCCCGAGGAGAUCAUCCUGGAGGAGAGCGACUCGGAGGAGGGCAAGAAGGAGGACGAGAGCGGCGCCGAGGACUGGUCCAAGCGGGAGCCCGACGGAGGAGGCGGAGGAGGAGGAGGCGGCGGCGAAGAGAAGAAGCCCUGCCGCAAGAAGAAGACCCGCACCGUCUUCUCCCGCAGCCAGGUCUUCCAGCUGGAGUCCACCUUCGACCUGAAGCGCUACCUGAGCAGCUCGGAGCGGGCCGGCUUGGCAGCCUCGCUCCACCUGACCGAGACUCAGGUCAAGAUCUGGUUCCAGAACCGGCGCAACAAGUGGAAGCGGCAGCUGGCGGCGGAGCUGGAGGCGGCCAACCUGAGCCACGCCGCCGCCCAGCGCAUCGUGCGUGUGCCUAUUCUCUACCACGAGGGAGAGGGCGGCGGGGGCGGCGGGGCCAACGGGGGGCCGGCUGGGGCGGGGGCAGGAGCGGGACCCGCGGGGGGCGCCCCAGUCAGCCAGCCCUUGCUCACCUUCCCGCACCCGGUUUACUACUCGCACCCUGUGGUCACUUCUGUCCCGCUCCUGCGGCCUGUCUGAGCCCAGAAAGAGAGAGAGAAGGGAGAGAGGGAGGCGAGGAAGGAAGGAAGGAAGGAAGAGACGGGCUUGGAAGAGAGAGUAUUGGGAAGGAAAGAGACAGAGCGAGCGCGCCCCUGACCCAAUCCGCUUCUCACCUUUGUUCCCUCUCAAUCCGGAUUGCCACCUCCUCCUCCAAAGCAAGGAAAGACCUUCUCCUUGGCAUUAGGACCUUCUCCUAAUCCCCCCUUUUGUCCGUGCCAUCCCAGUCUAGAGAGAUGUGUUGUCGAAGGCUUUCGCAGCCGGAAUCACUGGGUCGCUGUGAGUUUUCCGGGCUGUAUGGCCAUGUUCCAGAAGCAUUGUUUCGCCCACAUCUAUAGCAGGCAUCCUCAGAGGUUGCCUUUAUCUGCUCACCCAUAGAAAAUCAUGAUAAUUACAUCUAAGAAACUAGAGCUGAUGCAAUCUGUCCAAAUGCAUUGUCGGAAUCACUGGGUCGCUGUGAGUUUUCCGGGCUGUAUGGCCAUGUUCCAGAAGCAUUGUUUUGCCCAUAUCUAUAGCAGGCAUCCUCAGAGGUUGCCUUCAUCUGCUCACCCAUAGAAAAUCAUGAUAACUACAUCUAAGAAACGAGAGCUGAUGCAAUCGUCCAAAUGCAUUGUCGGAAUCACGGGAUUGCUGUGAGUUUUCCGGGCUGUAUGGCCAUGUUCCAGAAGCAUUGUUUCGCCCACAUCUAUAGCAGGCAUCCUCAGAGGUUGCCUUCAUCUGCUCACCCAUAGAAAAUCAUGAUAACUACAUCUAAGAAACUAGAGCUGAUGCAAUCUGUCCAAAUGCAUUGUCGGAAUCACUGGGUCGCUGUGAGUUUUCCGGGCUGUAUGGCCAUGUUCCAGAAGCAUUGUUUCGCCCACGUCUAUAGCAGGCAUCCUCAGAGGUUGCCUUCAUCUGCUCACCCAUAGAAAAUCAUGAUAACUACAUCUAAGAAACUAGAGCUGAUGCAAUCUGUCCAAAUGCAUUGUCGGAAUCACGGGAUUGCUGUGAGUUUUCCAGGCUGUAUGGCCAUAUUCCAGAAGCAUUGUUUUGCCCACAUCUAUGGCAGGCAUCCUCAGAGGUUGCCUUCAUCUGCUCACUCAUAGAAAACCAUGAUAACAACGACAGUAGAGUCUCACUUAUCCAACAUAAACGGGACCGGCAGAACGUUGGGUAAGCGAAUAUGUUGGAUAAUAAGGAGAGAUUAAGAAAAAGCCUAUUAAACAUCAAAAUAGGUUAUGAUUUUACAAAUUAAGGACCAAAAACAUCAUGUUAUACAACAAAUUUGGCAGAAAAAGUAGUUCAAUAUGCAGUAAUGCUAUGUAAUUACUGUAUUUACGAAUUUAGCACCAAAAUAUCACAAUGUAUUGAAAACAUCGACUACAAAAAUGCGUUGGCUAAUCCAGAACGUUGGAUAAGCGAGUGUUGGAUAAGUGAGACUCUACUGUAAUUACAUCUAAGAAACUAGAGCUGAUGCAAUCUGUCCAAAUGCAUUGUCGGAAUCACGGGAUUGCUGUGAGUUUUCCGGGCUGUAUGGCCAUGUUCCAGAAGCAUUGUUUCGCCCAUAUCUAUGGCAGGCAUCCUCAGAGGCUGCCUUCAUCUGCUCACCCAUAGAAAAUCAUGAUAAUUACAUCUAAGAAACAAGAGCUGAUGCAAUCUGUCCAAAUGCAUUGUCGGAAUCACUGGGUCGCUGUGAGUUUUCCGGGCUGUAUGGCCAUGUUCCAGAAGCAUUGUUUCACUCACGUCUAUGGCAGGCAUCCUCAGAGGUUGGGAGGUCUGUUGGAAACUAGGCAAAUGGGGUUUAUAUAUCUGUGGAAUGUUCAAGGUGGGAGAAAGGUGGCGCAACGGGUUAAACCCUUGUGCUGACCGGAGAGAGCGGGUGAGCUUCCUCUGUCAGCUCCAGCUCCUGAAUCCAAACCCCAGUGCACAGGACCAUAGCCAGAAAAAAAAAUUUUUGGGUAGGGGGGGGAUUAAACUUUUAUUUUGAGCGAAUCUUGAAGAGUAGUUCCAUAACGCAAAAUAAUUUAGAAAUUAGGCAUCAUUGAUAAACUUCAGUGGACACUCAUGGGGAUUUGGUUAACCAGUUAAAAUUCAUGAUUAAACCAUUUAAAAAAUCCCAAAAUUUUCAAGGGGGGUGGUAUCCCUGCCAGUGAAUACCAAGGACUUACUCUAGAUACUUAUUUUAAUUCAAGGAUAGGAGCCCCAAGUCGUGGAAUCUGCAGAGAAGGGUGAGCUCCUAUCUGUCAGUUCUAGCUCCCCAUGCGGGGACAUGAGAGAAGCCUCCCACAGGAUGGUAAAACAUCAAACAUCCCUGCGUACCCCGGUAACGUCCUUGCAGAUGGCCUAUUCUCUCACACCAGGAGCGACUUGCAGUUUCUCAAGUCGCUUGUGACACAAAACGUUGGGAGAAAGAACUCUUGUCUGUUUAGGGCAGGUGUGAAUGUUGCAAUUGGCCACCUUGGUUAGCACCUAUUAGCCUUGCAGCUUCAAAGCCUGGCUGCUUCCUAAUAAAUAAAUCAUACCCCCAAGAGUAAAUGAUAUUGGUAAUAAUAAUAACACAGAAAGGUCUGGAUGUUUACUGCCUGGGGGAAUCCUUUGUUGGGAGGUGAUAUGCUGCCUCUGAUUAUUUAAUGCCUAGAAUUCCUAUAAACCCCACUUGCAUAGUUUUUCAACAGACCUCUCAACCUCUGAGAAUGGCUGCCUGGAGAAAAUGCUUCUGGAACACGGCCAUAAAUCCCGGAAAACUUACAGCAAACCAGGCCUGAGAAACUUCCCUACUUUCCUGGCUGGAUUUGGAUUCUUUUCUGGCGGGGUUUUUCCAUCAUCAUCAUCAUCAUCAUCAUCAUCAUCAUCAACAUCACCUUCUUCUUCUUCUUCUUCUUCUUCUUCUUCUUCUUGUUAUUAUUAUUAUUAUUAUUAUUAUUAUUAUUAUUAUUAUUAUUAUUAUUAUCAUCAUGCUCUUUUCCCCAAAAGAACUGUCAGUCCUGAAUAGCGUGUAACCUUUGAUUAUUCUUUUAAAAAAAAUAUAAUAUUCUAUUUUAAAAUGGAGCAAAAGAGGGAGGGAAAUCUCCUUGUUGUUGUUGUCCCGACGGUGCCAAAACAAUGCUCCCCAAAACGAAAGCAGUGGCUAGAAAGCCUAAACUGAUCUGGUGCCGUUUCAAACAGACUCUGUUGAAUGUGUUGUCGAAGGCUUUCCUGGACGGAAUCACUGGGUUGCUGUGAUUUUUCUGGGCUGUGUGGCCAUGUUCCAGAAGUAUUCUCUCCUGACUUUUCGUCCACAUCUAUGGCAGGCAUCCUCAGAGGUUGUGAGGUCUGUUAGAAACUAGGCAAGUGGGGUUUAUAUAUCUGUGGAAAAUCCAGGGUGGGAGAAAGAACUCUUGUCUGUUAGACAAUUCAAGAACUCUUACCUCUGCAGGAAUCUAGGGUUGGAAGAAAUGAAGGGAAACUACCAUUUCUAGAUGUCCUGGUCAUCUGUAAACCAAAUCAACAACUGGGUUUAUAUAAAACCUACACACAGGGAUAGAUACCUACAUAAAAACUCUAACCAUCAUCCAAGUCAAAAAAGACGCACAAUUAAAGCCCUGGCAGACCUCUACGAAGCCCAGCUCCUCCAAGGUGAACUGAACCAUCUAAACUGGGUUCUUCAGGCCAAUGGAGACUCCACCAUAGACAUUAGAAGACCUUCAAGGCCAAGAACAAGCCAGACAAAGAUCCACCCAGAGGAAAAGUGUUCUUACCAUACAUCAAGGGAGCCACUGACGGCAUAGGGAUGCUGACGAAGAAACACAACCUACAAACUAUCUACAGACCCACUAAGAAAAUCCAACAAAUGCUAUCUUCAGCAAAGGACAAGACUUCUUCAGGAGUCUACCAUAUACCAUGCAGUUAUGGACAAGUCUAUAUUGGGACCACCAGACAUAGCGACAAAACAUGAGCCAAGGAACAUGAAAGGCAUUGAAGACUAACUCAACCAGAGAAGUCAGCCAUAGCAGAACAUUUGAUGAACCAACCUGGAUUCAGCAUAUUAUUUGAGAACACAGAAAUGCUGUGUCCCCAUUAGCUCCCUUCAAGAGGUACUUAAUGAUUUCAACAAAAUGUCAGACUACACAGAGAAGCCACUGAAAUCCACAAGCAAUUGCAGCCCAAAAGAUCAGAGCUAAAGUAGCAAAAUCCAUACUUGAGGUCAGAAAUGGAAAUGGUGAUGGUUUGGGAUGAUACAAAUCAGACACUGUCAUUGUUAUGUUGCUGCUAUCAUAAUCUUAAAGAGCUAGUUUUAAUUUUUGAAAACGUUUUAAUGUUUAUAUUGAAAAGUGUUUAUAAAGGUUGUAUAUUACUGAUGUCAUGGCCUAUGGCUAGUACAAUAAACACUUCAAUUCGCAAGCAUGUGGACAAUUUCAACAGAAAGGAGGAAACCAUGAAAAUGAACAAAAUCUAGCUACCAGUAUUUUAAAAAAUCUAAAAUCAGGACUGUAUAUGAAGAACAACACUCUGAAAACUGAGGAAUUCCAGACAUGAAUCAAUCAGGGGCAGCUAACACUUUCGAACAAAGGAUUCCCCCAGGCAGAAAUGAAGCUGGCAAGGCCAUUAAUGCUACUCAAGGUGAUUAAUUACAACAUUCACACUGGCCUCCAACAGAAAAGAGUUCUUUCUCCCACCCUAGACCCUCCACAGAUCUAUAAACCUCACUUGUCUAGUUUCCAGUAGUCCUCACAACCUCUGAGGAUGCCUGCCAUAGAUGUGGGUGAAACGUCAGGAGAGAAUGCUUCCUGAACUUGGCCCGGAAAAUUCUCAGCAAUCUGUUAAUUUUUUUCCCAGGGCAUUCUUCUCCACUGAAAGGCGAGAAAGAACCCGGUUCGGUUUUUGAAAGGAACCCUUUUUGAAAACACCUUUCUUAUUUAUUGCAGGUUGUUUAUGUUGUGAUUUCAGGGGCGCGUUCUCCUUCCUUCCUACCUCCUUACCUUCUCUGGCUUGGCUGUGUGUGCAAUAGGGAGCAAUCUUGAAAGCGAGGGGAAUUUUGGGGGAUAAUCUCUUAUUUUGAGGGGAAACGAGGUGCACAGUGUGUGUGUAUGAGAGAGAGAAACAAACCCGGGGCGACUCCACUCCACUCCGGGGCUGCUGAACUCUCCGCCAGUGUUUGGGGCGCUUUAAGUGAUGGACAAUCAGACUCUUCAGAGGAAUUGUUAACUUUGCUAUAUUCUGUACAGUUUUCUUGUCUGUUUGGGGUGGGGGGGGGUGAGGGUUGGGGGCCUUGGGAGGUCAUCUCCUUAUUAUUUUCCUCUCUGUAUAUUCCCCAAUCCUUUUGUUUGUUUUAUUCUUCUUCCCCUCCCUCUAUUUUUAAAAUUAUUAUUAUUGCAAAUGGUUCGAAUACAUCCGUGUCUUGUGGUUGAAGGGAGGGGGAAGAAAGCCAAUAAAGGAAACUUGUUCAUUCAU